Nannospalax galili (Upper Galilee mountains blind mole rat) is the source of this 2637-nucleotide messenger RNA. RefSeq names its product dihydrolipoamide S-succinyltransferase (gene Dlst). Gene Ontology annotation, cellular component: oxoglutarate dehydrogenase complex. The record is from RefSeq and is a predicted model, not a curated record. Gene Ontology annotation, molecular function: dihydrolipoyllysine-residue succinyltransferase activity. NCBI's taxonomy places the organism in Eukaryota, Metazoa, Chordata, Mammalia, Rodentia, Spalacidae. Gene Ontology annotation, biological process: tricarboxylic acid cycle.
GGGUCUCCUUAUGUCAGGGACCAAGUUACCCUGACAGCAGGAAGAUUGUCAUUAACAGCAAUAGUGUCUUCAGUGUUCGCUUCUUCCAAACCACCCCUUUUUGCAAGAAUGAUGUGAUUACAGUCCAAACCCCAGCGUUUGCAGAAUCUGUCACAGAGGGAGAUGUCAGGUGGGAGAAAGCUGUUGGAGAUACAGUUGCAGAAGAUGAAGUGGUUUGUGAGAUUGAAACUGACAAGACAUCUGUGCAGGUUCCAUCACCAGCAAAUGGCAUCAUUGAAGCUCUUUUGGUACCUGAUGGGGGCAAAGUCGAAGGAGGAACUCCUCUUUUCACACUCAGGAAAACUGGUGCUGCUCCUGCUAAGGCCAAGCCAGCUGAAGCUCCUACUGCAGCCUCCAAAGCAGAACCUGAAGCACCAGCAGUCCCUUCUCCCCCUGUAGCAUCCAUACCCACUCAGAUGCCACCAGUGCCCUCGCCCUCACAACCUCCUUCUAGUAAACCAGUGUCUGCAAUAAAACCCACUGCUGCCCCUCCACUAGCUGAGCCAGGAGCUGCUAAAGGUCUGCGUUCAGAACAUCGGGAGAAAAUGAAUAGAAUGCGGCAGCGCAUUGCUCAGCGUCUGAAGGAAGCCCAGAAUACAUGUGCAAUGCUGACUACUUUCAAUGAGGUUGACAUGAGUAACAUCCAGGAGAUGAGAGCUCGGCACAGAGAUGCUUUCCUGAAGAAACAUAACCUCAAACUAGGCUUCAUGUCUGCAUUUGUUAAGGCCUCAGCCUUUGCCUUACAAGAGCAGCCUGUUGUAAAUGCAGUGAUUGAUGAUGCAACCAAAGAAGUGGUAUAUAGAGAUUAUAUUGACAUCAGUGUUGCAGUGGCCACUCCACGGGGUCUUGUGGUUCCUGUCAUCAGGAAUGUGGAAACUAUGAAUUAUGCAGACAUUGAACGGACCAUCAAUGAGCUAGGAGAGAAGGCUCGAAAAAAUGAACUUGCCAUUGAAGAUAUGGAUGGUGGUACUUUCACCAUUAGCAAUGGAGGAGUUUUUGGGUCUCUCUUUGGAACACCCAUUAUCAACCCCCCUCAGUCUGCCAUCCUGGGCAUGCACGGCAUCUUUGACAGGCCUGUGGCUGUGGGAGGCAAGGUGGAGGUGCGACCUAUGAUGUAUGUAGCCCUGACUUAUGACCACCGGCUGAUUGAUGGCAGAGAGGCAGUAACUUUCCUCCGCAAAAUCAAGGCAGCAGUAGAGGAUCCAAGAGUCCUCCUCCUGGACCUUUAGGUGGAAGCCACACACCCUACCAACUGAUCAUAUAGGAACUGAAAACCAGUCUUCUCCCUGUCCCCUCAUCAGUCCCAGGUUAGCCUGGUGACAGGCAGACACAUGCUGUUGGCCUCAAGUAAGGAAGCCAGGGCACUUUGUAACCAGCAGUUGCAGGUCUUUUCUUGGUGUUCCUUUUAGGUUCUCUCCCUCUCUCUGUCCCUCUCUUGCCUUCUGUUAUCUUGGGCCUGAGAGAGCCUUAAUGGAUGCUCAUUAAUAUGCCUGCCUUUCCUCCAGCCCUCUGCAAAGACAAUUUUGCUUCUCCCCAGUAAUAGUAUAUUAUAGGGAAACCACCGGGGACCAUGUGAUUGAGUUUCUAUUUUUGGAAAGUGUCUCCAGAGAUUCCUAAGGGGCUGCUGUGCCUCCCAAGCUCAGAGCAGCCUCGGUCCCAGCUGUGCACAUUCUCACUUGAUGCCACCUGUGUGGGGGUUUUGAACACGAGGAGGUGCUGCUUUGCUUCUUAAAUGCACCAUCAUUCCCAGCAGUCCGUGACUUCCAGAUGCCUCUCUACCUCUUCCAGGAAGCACAGACCAAGGGAUUGGGGGUAGGAGGGAUUAUACAGAGUUCCCUGAGGUUACAUGUAAUCACAGAUGGGAGCAGCACUCCGGCCUGCCCUCACAGUCUGCAUUGUAGGCUCACACUGGGAAGAUUCAUUUCGGCAUAAUCACAUACAGCUGUGGUCAUGCUAACCCUUUCCAGGCUGCUAGGAACCAUUCUAGGGCAUUGUUCUCAUUUAGAGCAGAUUCUAGCACAUCAUGGCAGUGGGACAGAGCCUGGUGAGGGGACUGGUUCUGACCAGCUCAGGUUGACUUGAGCUUUUAAAUUCAAGGUAGUAAUAAGCAUGUGGCCUAAGGAGGCUGUUUCCUCCCUUCCUGGGUUGUGGCCUGUGGGGAGUGGGGUCUAGGUGCCUCUGUUGCAGGACCCAAAUCUAGGGGAGGACGAACUAUGGUGGGAACCUGCCUGAAGAGUUAUUAUUUAGUAAUGAAAUAGAUGAUGUCAUCUCUAAGGUCCUGCCCUUUGCGUGCAGACAGAAUCAUUGGAAUUUCUUGAAGCAUAGUAAAAUGCAAGCAACUUGUCAUGUAAGCCACUGGGCAUAAUGGUUUUGUUUCCAACUGCACUGAGGCCUGAGACUGCUGACAUUUGACGGGGGGCCAUUAGUGCCGAGAUCCCUUUUUUAUUGUAAUCCAAGACAAGGCUGGGGUGGGGGUGGGGCCAGUCCUGAGUGCCUGCAGCAUCUGCUAUGUUGUCUUCACCAUUCAGAACAUGAAACUGAAGUAUUUAAAGAGGCUGAUUUUGAAUGAAAAUUAAAGGGCAAAUGUUCUCAAACAGG